AUGGCGAACUCGGGCAGUAGCAAGACCGUGCUGAAGCAGACUCUGAGUCCUGCACUGCUCGAACAAGUACGGAAUGUCUGGUUCGAGCACAUCGAAUCCGAUGACGGCUUGAUUCUUCCCGGUCAGAACGACGUGAAACGAUGGUUUGUCCGUGACGAGGAUUUCGACAAGGUCUGCGUAGCCCAAUUCCAGUCCGCCCUAGACAAGAUUGUGGAAAGCCGAGCAAAUGAGGAAGAUAUUCUAGAGGCCAUUGAUACCUCAUCCCCACUCGCUUGGCUGAGCAUCAUCCUUCUUCUCGAUCAAGUGCCACGAAAUUGCUAUCGUGGAGACGCUUCGAAGAUGGUCUUUGAGCACUUGGAUCCUCUUGCAGAAGCCGUUGCCCUCCGUGCCAUUGAUGCCGGUGUCCCAACCAUGUCGUCGACGGUACGCUACCGUCUGGCGUAUCGAUUCUGGUUCCCCAUGCCACUGAUGCAUUCUGAGAAACUUCACGUGCAUGAGAAGGCGGUGGUGCAGCAUGAGGAGAACGCCAAGGACAUGGAGAAUCUUUUGAUGCAGGACGUUUCCGCCUUGAGCGAUGACGAGAGGAAAUGCUACAAGGUGCUGUCAAAGAAUUCGGAUGCUGUUCGUGCAUUGCUUUCCAAUCAACUGGAAUAUGAGAAACGGCACAAGGUGAUCAUCGAGCGCUUUGGUCGAUAUCCUCAUCGAAAUCAAGCCUUGGGCAGGGUGGCAACUGCGGAAGAGGAAGAUUAUCUGCAGAACGGAGGCGAGACAUUUGGCUAG
Penicillium oxalicum is the source of this 780-nucleotide messenger RNA. Its product is annotated as DUF924 family protein. The coding region runs from base 1 to 780 and encodes 259 amino acids. Gene Ontology annotation, molecular function: protein binding. Lineage: Eukaryota; Fungi; Ascomycota; Eurotiomycetes; Eurotiales; Aspergillaceae. The record is from RefSeq and is a predicted model, not a curated record. The transcript has 2 exons.